This is a messenger RNA of Alligator sinensis (Chinese alligator), 2288 nucleotides long. It is a transcript of the gene NONO, whose product is annotated as non-POU domain containing octamer binding. The record is from RefSeq and is a predicted model, not a curated record. Bases 31 to 1413 code for a protein of 460 amino acids. Gene Ontology annotation, cellular component: nucleus. Gene Ontology annotation, biological process: regulation of DNA-templated transcription. The transcript has 10 exons. Gene Ontology annotation, molecular function: RNA binding. Lineage: Eukaryota; Metazoa; Chordata; Crocodylia; Alligatoridae.
UGGGUAUGUUUUUGUUUUCAGGUUGGAAAAAUGCAGGGCAAUAAAGGCUUUAACAUGGAUAAACAGAACCACACUCCAAGAAAGCAACAUCAGCAACAUCAGCAACCACCGAUUCCUGCCAACGGGCAACAGACCAACAGCCAGAAUGAAGGUCUGACAAUUGACCUGAAGAAUUUUCGGAAACCUGGUGAAAAGACCUUCACCCAGAGGAGCCGUCUGUUUGUGGGGAACCUGCCCCCAGAUAUUACAGAGGAGGAGAUGAGGAAGUUAUUUGAGAAAUAUGGAAAGGCAGGUGAAGUCUUCAUACACAAGGACAAAGGCUUUGGCUUUAUCAGGCUGGAAACUCGCACUCUGGCAGAGAUUGCAAAGGUGGAACUUGACAACAUGCCUCUGCGUGGGAAGCAGCUAAGAGUGCGUUUUGCCUGCCACAGUGCAUCGCUGACCGUCAGAAACCUGCCUCAGUUUGUGUCAAAUGAGCUCCUUGAGGAGGCCUUCUCGAUAUUUGGCCAGGUGGAGAGGGCUGUGGUAAUUGUGGAUGACAGAGGAAGAUCUUCUGGGAAAGGCAUUGUGGAGUUCUCAGGGAAGCCAGCUGCCAGAAAAGCCCUGGAUAGAUGUAGCGAAGGGUCUUUCCUGCUAACUACGUUUCCUCGGCCUGUCACUGUGGAGCCCAUGGACCAGUAUGAUGAUGAGGAGGGACUGCCAGAGAAAUUGGUCAUCAAAAACCAGCAGUAUCACAAGGAGCGUGAGCAGCCUCCUCGGUUUGCACAGCCUGGUACCUUUGAAUAUGAGUAUGCCAUGCGCUGGAAGGCUUUGAUAGAGAUGGAGAAGCAGCAGCAAGAACAAGUAGACCGUAACAUCAAGGAAGCACGAGAGAAGCUGGAGAUGGAGAUGGAAGCAGCUCGCCAUGAGCAUCAAGUUAUGCUCAUGCGGCAAGAUUUAAUGAGACGUCAGGAAGAACUGAGGAGAAUGGAGGAACUGCAUAACCAGGAAGUGCAGAAACGUAAACAGCUGGAACUCAGGCAGGAGGAAGAACGCAGGCGCCGUGAGGAGGAAAUGAGGAGGCAGCAGGAGGAGAUGAUGAGGCGUCAGCAGGAGGGCUUUAAAGGGAAUUUUCCUGAUGCGAGGGAACCACCAGACAUGCGGAUGGGACAGAUGGGCAUGGGAGGUGCCAUUGGCAUGAACAAUAGAGGUGCCAUGGGUGGCACCAAUGUCCCAGCUGGUGCACCCCCGGCAGCUGGUCCUGGAGCCAUGAUACCUGAUGGGGCCAUGGGGAUGACUCCACCACCGCCUGCUGAUCGCUUUGGCCAGGGCAGCGCAAUGGAAGGACUUGGAGCUAUGGGAGGAAACCCGCCUGGCUUCAACAGAGGAAAUCCUGGGGGGGAAUUUGGUCCUAACAAACGUCGCAGAUACUAAUAGGAUUAAGCUACCCCCUACCGACACCCCAAAGAGGAAAGGAAUCUUGGCAGGCCAUGCAGGGUUCUACUUGGGUGGGGGGAGAUUCUUCACAGUAGUUUAAUUAGGGCCUGCCUUGGCAAAGCCGCUCUAGGGACGGGGAGUGCAGUCUGACUGGUAAAGGUUCUAGUAAAUUUUGUGUGGUGCAUUCCUAUAAUUUCAAUGUGAAAAUGACUUCUGGGAGGUUUCAGUAGCUGUGCAGUAAAAGUAAGACCUGGCUAGGACCCUGAUGCCUUUACCAUUCCAAGUUUCCUGUAUGCAGCCACAGCCCUGAGACUAACUUAGAUACAGUUGAAGUAUUUCUUAGCUUUCUUCUAGCCCAAUACAGCUCCUCUGGGAGCACAGGCAAGUCUCUGGAGCAUUAAGGGAGCACCCAGAUAUUUUGCAGACCCCAGUGACUCUGUAAAUUUAUAUAGCUUCAAAUGGCCCAUCAUGUAGUGAAACGGAAGGGUUUUAUGUUCUUUUUUUAACUUGUAGUUUUUACUUUUUCUCUGGACCAUCUCUUUCUUUAAAGUAGUUGCCCAUCGUGUGCAGCCUGAAUGGCUGGAAGGCUCUUGUUUGGAUGGAUCUUUUGGUAUGUGUUGUACCGCUGUUUAUUUUUACUGGUAGUAAAGUACAAUCUAUUGGACAAAAAUACUGUAUCUCAUGCUGAAGACUUAACUGAAACAAUUGUUUGUAUAAUCUUAACCUUGCCUGUCUUUUGUGUAGAAGUACUACAAGAUUUUCAUUUAGUGUAAACUGUUUGAACAUGAGCUGUAAUUGUCCCACUAACAAGUUUGAGUUUGUCUGAGGAAUGUUACAGGAAUGCAUUAUUAAAGUGGAUUUUAAGCCUUUUU